AUGGGUGGACCUCCAGCUGGCCAGGACACAACUGAACCACGUCGAAAUGCGGCUCGGGACGAGGUGCUGCGGAAGGAGCGGGCGAUACGUCAAGAAGUUCGCGCACAGGAUCGCCAUGCAAAGCUGCGCGACCAGCCAGUUGUUGCUGGUAAGAAUUGCGUCUGCUGUCGCUGUGGGAUUCGCGAUCAGGACGAUCCGUAUCAAGCUGAUGACGGCAACCCUGUGGCCCGUGAGCAUGAGAGCAAUCACGACAUCCUGGAGGCAGUUGAUGGGCUCAAUGAUCUCAAAGAAGAGAACAAAGUUGAUGCAUCGAGCCGGGAUGGUUGGAUUCCACAGGGCCUCCUGCGGGAGGCAGUGCAGGAUGGUGGUGACAGUGCAGGCAAUCAUCCAGAUCACAACGGUGGCCCCGACGAUGAGGGUCCAUCUGCAAAAUGUCCGCGAAACAAAAAAGAUCCUGUAGUAGAGGCAAAGGAUGCUGAGUUUUGCAAAGCAAAUCGCCGGCACCGAAAAGAUGGGCUCGAUAUAGAAGGCCUGUUCCGACAUUCAGCAGUGUUGUCUAGAGGGGAGGGUUUGCCAGACCUUCCCUAA
Messenger RNA from Rasamsonia emersonii CBS 393.64, 588 nucleotides. RefSeq lists its product as uncharacterized. Bases 1 to 588 code for a protein of 195 amino acids. Lineage: Eukaryota; Fungi; Ascomycota; Eurotiomycetes; Eurotiales; Trichocomaceae. The record is from RefSeq and is a predicted model, not a curated record. The transcript has 3 exons.